Molecule: messenger RNA, 3041 nt
Organism: Gadus morhua (Atlantic cod)
Lineage: Eukaryota; Metazoa; Chordata; Actinopteri; Gadiformes; Gadidae
Gene: kif6
Product: kinesin family member 6
Exons: 23
Coding region: 94-2427 (777 amino acids)
Biological process (GO): microtubule-based movement
Molecular function (GO): ATP binding; microtubule motor activity; microtubule binding
Source: RefSeq, a predicted model, not a curated record
AACAGCGUCCAACAAAACAACCUUGCUGCUGAUUCAAACCUAACAUGGUUAACAAAAGCAAUUCGACUGUUUAUUACCCAAAUCUCUAAUCCGAUGGCCGGCAUGGCAGAAAAAGGAACGGUGAAAGAGACGAUACAGAUAUUUGCUCGUGUGAAACCCACCCGGGAGGAAACAAGUAAGGUGUACUCUGUGAACAAUGACGAGGCAGCAGGUGCUUCUGUGGAAUUUGUGGUGCCCAAAGACCUGGGGGAUGGUUACGUUAACAACAAACUGGAGAACUACAAAUUUAGGUUCCGGAGGGUGUUCGAUCAAACUGCUGGUCAAGAGGAGAUCUUUGAAACCAUUGCUCAGCCAGUGGCAGACAGAGUGUUGGCCGGCUACAACGGCACCAUCUUUGCCUACGGCCAGACGAACAGUGGGAAAACCUUCACCAUCACCGGAGGGGCUAGGAGCUACGGCGACCGUGGGAUUAUACCCCGCACCCUCUCCUACCUGUACCAGCACAUCAUUCAGGACAGCACCAUGGUCUACACCACCCACAUCUCCUACCUGGAGAUAUACAACAAUGUGUGCUACGACCUUCUGGACCGCCAACUUGAAGCAUGCAGGCUAGAGGACCUACCUACGGUAACAAUCAUGCAUGACUCUGAGCAGAAUAUCCAGCUCAGGAAUCUGUCCAUUCAGCAGUCGGCCAAUGAGGAAGAAGCCCUGAAUCUUCUCUUCCUGGGUGACACUCAUCGUAUGACUGCAGAGACCCUCCUGAACAAGGCGUCCACGCGCUCCCACUGCAUCUUCACCGUGUACCUGUGCGGGCGCCAGCCGGGCUCCGCCACUGUGCGGCGCUCCAAGCUGCACCUGGUGGACCUGGCCGGGUCGGAGAGGGUCAACAAGAUGGCCCUGGGGGGCCAGCUGCUGACCGAAGCCAAGUACAUCAACGUCUCCCUGCAUUACCUGGAGCAGGUUAUCAUUUCGCUGUCGGAGAGCCGCGCCCACAUCCCCUACAGGAACUCCCUGAUGACCUCGGUGCUGAGGGACAGUCUGGGGGGCAACUGCAUGACCACCAUGAUCUCCACCAUCUCCGUGGACAAGACCAACCUCAAAGAGUCCAUGUCCACAUGCCGCUUCGCACAGCGCGUGGCUCUCAUCAAGAACGAGGCUGUGCUGAACGAGGAAGAGGACCCUGUUCUGCUGAUUGCCCGCCUGAAGAGGGAGAACCAGUCCCUCAGGGAUGAGCUUGCGAUGGUAACGGGAGAACCGAGACAAGAGCAACUCACUCAGUACGAGAUCCAGAAGUUAGAAGUGCAAGUGAAGGACUUUCUGGAGGACACUGACCCAGAGGCGACACUGGCACUGGGAACCGACCUCCAAAAGAUCCGCCGCUGCUUCACUUUACUGAAGACCAUCGUAUCCGGCCUUCGACAGCAGUUGACCAUCAUCCAGGAGAAGCUAGGACGUGCUAAUGGGACUGGGAACGAGCUCACACCUCUGUCAGCAGUAGCUACAGCACCUGACUUUAUUCCCUUGAAUGAAGCUGUGCGAGGCAUCCUGAUAAGCGAGAAGGAGGAGACGGAGAAGACCAGAGACCAGGACACCACCGCUCAGCUAAAUGGACCCCGGCUGUCCAUUGGAAAAGAGGAGGCCUUUGAGAUCUUCAUGAGAGACCAUGAGGACCGCCUGACCAUUGAGGACAACAAGGCCGUCCUGAAACAAAGGUAUAUUGAAGCCAAAGGACUCGGAGUGCAGGUUAAUAAGACCAGGGACUCCAUCAAUGAGCUGAAGAAGCAGUUAGAGAUGCGUAGGAUCCAGAGGGCUGAUCAAGAUCACCGUGAGGAAGAGGAGCAGGACCCUGUCGAAGCAAUUAUCCUCAAACAGGUUGAGGCAGAGAAAAAAGAGUUCAAGAGCUACAUCGGCGACCUGAAGACCCUAAGGACGGAGAUCCAGCAUGUACAGCUGCUGAUGGAAAGGGCAAAGGUCAAGCUGCAGAAGGACUUCAAGGAGUGGUGGAGCGAGGAGACGCCGGGACCGCAGGAUUCAGGAGCCCCAUCCAGGCUCCAAACAGGACGUCCGAGUCUGAACUCAAAGCCUUCGUCGCCUGGCAGGCCAGGUUCUGGGGGCCAUAGCCUAAGCUACUUCCCUGCACACAAACAACAGGAGCCCUACUCCCAUGUACCCUCAGCGACAGACCUCAGGAGCUUCGUGCCAAAGAUUCAAACGAUGCAGACUCCCUCUGAGGAUCGGCCUGCCUCGAGUCACCAGAGGGGAGGGUCAGUUCUGGAGCUUACCCCACAACUGAGGGACCUCUCCAGCAUUAAGCCGGCGGACUAUUCUAUUCCGCUGACUGGGGACAGCCGCAUCGACGAUGACAUCCUGGCCUUCGUCAGGGCCAGACAAAACCUGCUUCAGAGGAGAGAUACUCCCCAACAGUGACAUCACAACACCCGGGACUUAAAUAUAAAUGUCAGCCAACAAAGGUGUCUGCAGGGCCUCGAGCUUCAAUGCGUCAGGAAAAAAUGAGGGACAACCGUGAAAAGAGGCCGCUCGGAGGAGCCGACAGACUGAGUGUUCAAACAGAGAAGUGCCAAGGGAAGGAAGGAGGGUCUUUGAGGCACUUUGGCCGGCGGCACAAAGCACAUCCAUAUAGCACACACAUACGGCCCACAUAUAGCAGGUACCUGGGAGCACGCGGCCAGCCGUGAGGCGAUGGGCAGCAUAAAUCACCAACACGCACCGCUUGCCUUUCAUCUGUACAAAUGUUGUCUUAAGGGGUAAGAGGAGCUUCCUGUGAAAGCGCCUCCACCGGUUGCUAGGAGACAUGCCCUCGUCAAACAAGGGCUAGAUCGGCUUCGACGGCUCCGGGAAAUAUGCCCCUUUAGAACCGUGCGGCGGGGAGUUGAAACAUAUGUUGACGGAUUUAUUUCAGAUGUAGUAAUAUUUGUGUUUGGGUGUCAUGUGUACAUUUGCGUCGUGUGAAUAUUUAGGAGUGGAUGUUAAACGCAGAGAUGACAAUCAUGCCUCAACAUCAUAUAAAUGAUUGAAUCUUU